AGCUGCAGUUACAAAGGCCAGACCUGUGAGAAAUCUCGUCACUUGUAACGUCAAGAUUACUCUCAAGCUCAAGACCUGCUGUGGGAGGGUAAACAACACAGUGACCACGGCACGGCGGCGCUGGCAGGCCCGCAGCAACGCCUCGGCGCUCACUGCUGUGUUGGCAGCUCUGUUGUAUUUGUGAAGUAUGGACACUACCCUGCAAGGUCCUCUGUAUGGGUUUUCAUGUAGCACCCAAACCUUCCAGGGAGCAGCACAGUAUAGAUAUUAAGGCUCAAAGGCCAACGGUUCGGAGAUGAGCACCGCAGCCACGCUCAGCUGUAGAGUAUGCACCCACCUUUACUCUCAGAUAAUUGGAUAACUUCAACUUUUUAGAGAGUGCCAUGUUUGCUCGCCUCUCAAACAUGUUUGGUGCAAAUGAUGAUGAAGAACAGGGCCGCAACUCUCCAUCCAGGAAAGCUGACUCCAAAAGCAGCAGUCAGGGAGGCACAAACCCCAUGCACUCAUUCAAUGCAGCUCAGUGUCAAAUAGACAAUUCUGGGAGUGUCUUGGAGAAGAUUGCUGGACUUUAUGCUGAGCGAUUGAUGAGUGACAUAGUGUUGGUUGUGGGCCCAAGAGAGUUUCCUGCCCACCGCCUCAUUCUCUGUGCCUCCUCUGAUGUCUUCCAGGUGAUGCUGAUGAAUCCCCGGUGGAAUGAGAGCCGAGAGCAGCGCAUCGUGCUGCAAGAGGCUGCAGAAUGUGUGGAAGUUUUUGAGCUUUUCUUGCGCUAUCUCUACACAGGUCGUCUAAAGGUGUCACAUGCCACCGUCCUCCCAAUUUUAGCUCUAGCUGAUAAAUAUAAUGUUAAGGAUCUUAUUGAGACGUGUGUGAAGUACAUGAAAAUGAACAUUGUGUCAGCAUCACAACAAAACUACUUGAUAGCAUGGCUUCAGUACACCCUCACCUGUGGCCAUUCAGAUAUCUCCUCGGUGUGCUUAAAUCAUUUUAAGUGGAAUCUGGAGCAGGUGGCUACACAUGAAGACUUUGCCUCCUGCGACUUGGACCUGCUGACCACAGUGCUGGCAGAGCAUGAUGUUGUGGUUCAUGAUGAAAUGACUCUCUACAACAUUGUUGUAUCAUGGCUCCAUCAGCAGGCAGAAAAAAUCCUGAGCCCAACACCUGUACAGACCCCAGGGGAGCCACCCACAAAUCAUGGCUCCCACACUCCUGGCACCAGCUCUGCAGUCCACUGUUUUCCUCUCACCCCACCCUCCAUCACCGCAGCUUGUUGCAGACUCCAUCUUAGGCGAGACUCCACCACAAGCUCCUUUGACUAUGGUGACCGCAUGGAAUGGCUUACGUAUGAGGUGAUGAAGUUCGUCCGAUUCCCAAUGAUGACCCCGAGGCAGUUGGCUGAACUGUUGCUGGUGCCACUGACCAUCAAGUACAAAGAAUUCUUUGUCACACGCAUGGCCAUCGGAAUGUCAUUUCACUCAGGCCAGUGGGAGCGUGUGAGAGAAAUAAUAAGGGAUCCUGAACCAUCCAACCGCCUCUUGUUCACCCCGCGGCUGUACACAGCGGAACAGUGGAGUGCCAGCCUCACUGUGGAUAACUUGCCUGGCCUUCCAGCCUAUCACACUCGCACUUUGGUGUUCUCUACUCCAGCUUCUGCCUCAGAGCUGGACUGUGAUUCUCAACUAGAAUGGAUAGUUGAACUUUAUCCUAAGGGUGUAUGGUUUAGAAAGUUUUACCUAAUAGUGUGGCAAGGAACAGUUGAGGUUCCUGAAGCUGUAUUAAGGACAGUCCGACUGGCAGUUACAGCGAAGGAUGUGGAAUAUGCCAGAGUGAGAGUGGCAGUUCUAGUUUUUGCAGUUCAAGAAGGGAUUGAAUAUAUAGUUAAUGUGGUAUCUACUAACUACAUAUUUUCUACCGAUGACAACUUACUGAAUCUGGACGACAUUCUUCCCUUUGACAACUUGAACAAUCCUCCUGAAAGGAAAAGAUACUUACAAGAGCCCUGCGACUCCCUCAAGAUUCAUAUCGUCAUCAGCCCUCUCAGUGACCCCAAGCUGGGUGCUGCAGGAGUCACUUGAUGAUUCCACCUGUGACUAGACUCAUCAUCUCUUUCUGCUGUGUGAUUUGUGAUGUUUGUUGUGAUGUCUGUCAUUGUAGUGCUUCUGAAUAUCUAUUAAUAUAGAAACUGACUUUAAAUACAAAUGUUUUUUUAAGUGUUUGUGUCGGAAAGUACUCCUGGUUCCAGUUACAUUGCAAAAGUUUUGUACAUUUUUUUUGUGUGGUGACGAUUCUUGAAAAAUUUUCUGUGAUGACUAGAACCCUGCUUAGAAUUUGAGCAAUUUUUUUAUAUUCUUACUAGCAGCUAGUAGGUGACCCCAUUUAAUAUUUUGUGUGAGUUUUUUAUAGCUUAGUUUUAUAAAUCUCAUGACAAUAUGCAUAUAUUUUUUUAUUCACUGUUGUUUGAUGCAAAAAAGGUUUUAAUUGGUAAACUGAAUAAAGGAAGUUGAGCAUGAAGUUUCACUCAUAGUUUAGGAAAAAAAGAUAGCUAUUUAAUUUCUCGUGUUUGCUAGUUGUGUCAUAUUGUGUCACUAUGGAAUUAUCCUUUUAUUAUUGUACUUAUAUAUGAAGCUCAAAAUAUGCAAACCUAUUUACAUAUUUUCUAUUUUGCUUCACUUGUUUCUUUAUCUAAACAUUUUGUGUUUCAUUAUGUGCAUGGUAAAGAUGCUUGGAUUUGAGGGCAUUAAUGUUAAGGCUGACAGUCUUAUGAGUUUUAGAAGUACUGCUAAUUGAUAGUGUUCUUUGUGACUGAUAUUUUCUUUCCAAACUAGGUCAUGUUUUAAUUUCAUUUUAGUGUUCUGUAAAGUAUGUGACUCCAAAUAUCAUGAACAUGCAUUCAACAUGUGACUUAUCAAGCUCACAGUUUGGCAUGAACUUCAGUGACCCCUUUAUUCAUUGCAGAAGUACAACAUUGAUAUACUGUAUCAUAUUGAUAUUUCAGGCAUUAAGCUGUAAGUAUAAUGCUGUCCCUUAGAAUUUAUGGCAUAGCAUGAUAUUGUUGAUAAAAUUACUAGCUUCUUGUGAUAAAACUAAAAUCUAA
Messenger RNA from Eriocheir sinensis (Chinese mitten crab), 3091 nucleotides. RefSeq lists its product as uncharacterized. The transcript is spliced from 12 exons. NCBI's taxonomy places the organism in Eukaryota, Metazoa, Arthropoda, Malacostraca, Decapoda, Varunidae. The coding region runs from base 384 to 2072 and encodes 562 amino acids. Gene Ontology annotation, molecular function: protein binding. The record is from RefSeq and is a predicted model, not a curated record.